Messenger RNA from Cucurbita pepo subsp. pepo (vegetable marrow), 1315 nucleotides. The record is from RefSeq and is a predicted model, not a curated record. NCBI's taxonomy places the organism in Eukaryota, Viridiplantae, Streptophyta, Magnoliopsida, Cucurbitales, Cucurbitaceae.
CUUUGAUCAAAUGAAAUCAACGGCGUUUGAUGAGAAUAUGUCCAAAGCUUUAAGCGCUUCUCAUUUCAUAUCAUUCUCUUUCCCCCAAUCCAUGUCACUCUCAGUCUUCUCUCCGAGUUCCUGUGCUCGAUUCACCGAUCGAACCCACCGUUCCCUUUUGGUGGAUGCGAUGUUCAUUUCCUCUGAAUCCAGACAGGCUUCUAUUCAAUUCGCCUGGAAUUUCGCAUCUCAUUCUAGUCAGGUGUCGAUUUACAAUCGUUCUAGACUAGCGUCCUCGACCUACGUCCUGGUGAUACGUCGCCUCCAACUUCACCGCGCUCUCUCUUUUCGUGCCUCUUCUUCCUCUUACUGUGUUUUCAGAUCAAUGGGGGCCAAGGCGAAGAAGGCUAUGAAGAAGAAACUCAGUAAGGUUACUUCUUCCUUAUCGGACAAGAAGGAAUCUGCCGAUUUCUUGCCAUUGGAGGGUGGUCCUGGGCGUAAAUUACCAGCACAGAAGCCCCUGGAAAAUACUGCUACUGUUCUCUACAUUGGUCGCAUACCCCAUGGUUUCUUCGAGAAGGAGAUGGAAGGGUUUUUCGGACAGUUUGGGAAAGUUAAAAGAAUAAGAAUUGCACGAAAUAGAAAGACUGGGAAGUCGAGGCAUUUUGGAUACAUUGAAUUUGAAUCUCCAGAGGUGGCAAAAAUUGUGGCUGAUUCUAUGCAUAACUAUUUGUUGUAUGAACACCUUCUGAAAGUCCAUCUAAUUUCUCCUGAGCAUGUUCAUCCCAAACUAUGGAAAGGUUUUAGCUAUCGCCACAAGCCCUUAGAUUGGUCUGAACUUGAGCGUAAGCAGCAUAACAAGGAAAGGACAUUGGACGAGCACAAGAAGUUGGUAGCGAGGAUCUUGAAGCGGGAUCAGGCUAGAAAGAAGAGGAUAAGAGCUGCUGGGAUUGAUUAUGAGUGUCCAGAAAUUGUGGGCAGUGUCCAACCAGCUCCCAAGAAGAUCAAGUUCGAUGAAGAUUAGAACGAGCGUUCGGUUCGUAGAAGGCUACAAUAUCAUCACACCACAGGGAGGAAGGAAGGAAGGAGAGCGGGGGAGGUGAUGAGCCCUUCCAUCUUUCAAAUUUCUUAUGCUGGAGGGUAACCUUCCCAAUAUCCUUGAAUCUCCAAAUUUGAUCUUUGGAAUUUUGUGUCAAACAUAUUUUGAACUUUAGUAGUAUGAAUUUCCUUUUAUAAAAAUGAAAAAAAAAGUUAUGUUGAAGCUUUAUGGCUUACAAUUCGGACUCGUCGCUAGGAUGGGAAACCGAAUGAUCUAUAUGUAUAUUUUAUCGUGUUU